AUGAGUGUAAAGGAAAAUACGAUCGAUGGUUUCAAAAAACCAUCGAUAGUGGCUAAAGCAUUGGCCCCAUCGAUAGCAUCCAUGGUUCCAUCGAUAGUUUUGCAGCACUACCGCCCACCAACUUUAAAAAACCAAGAGUACUCUCUGAUUGUUCCUUCCGCCAUGACCAUCUUUCUAUUGUUGAUUACAGCGCGGGAUUGUAUGAGAUCGACAAAUUUUCUGGCUCACAAUGUACACAAAAUACGUCAUGACAUAGAAGGCUUCAACAUCUCAACACGGUUACAAAGCUUCACUUUACAAAUGCUACACCAGCAGAUCAUUAUUGAUGGUUUUGGGUUCUUUGUGCUAAAAUGCGAUAUGGCGAGGGACAUGCUGGGUUCAAUAGCCACUUAUAUGAUCUUCUUUAUACAAUUUAUGCCUAAGUUUAAAAGUUUCUAA
This is a messenger RNA of Rhagoletis zephyria (snowberry fruit fly), 438 nucleotides long. Its product is annotated as gustatory receptor 8a-like. Lineage: Eukaryota; Metazoa; Arthropoda; Insecta; Diptera; Tephritidae. The record is from RefSeq and is a predicted model, not a curated record. Gene Ontology annotation, biological process: sensory perception of taste. Gene Ontology annotation, cellular component: membrane.